AUGACGUCAUGUUAUGGAUUCCCCAUGCGGUUCGAGCCGCACGCCGCAAGUAACAGCGGACGAGAGUUUGUGGUCGUUUUCCUGGAGCACGUCAUCCGGAGAAGUAAUCUGGACUUUUACAUCACAACCGGCCUUGCCACAAACGUGAGCGUCGAGAUAUCCGCGCCGGGACUGCCGUCUAAACAGGCUCCGAUUCGCUUAACCUUGACCCACGGCAUUACGUCGCACGCAGCAGUCAACACUAAUCUGGCUCUAAAAGGUGUGUGGGGGCAGGAUCUAGGUACACAGAAAGCCAAGAAGGGGAUCUUCAUCUCCAGCGACGGGGACAUCAGCGUCCAGUGCUACACCACCAGCACCCACUCGGCCUAUCCCAACAGCGUCGGGGGCUACCUGGCGCUUCCGACAGACGCCCUGGGCAAGGAGUACAUGAUAACGACGUACUGCGAGGCCAACAGCUGUGCGUUCGCCGUUGUCGGGACGGAGGAUGACACACAGGUGCAGCUGGUCCUUAAGCUACCACCCAGCAAGAGGGUCAGGUAUUCGGGAACAAACUACUACAGCGGAGACACGAUAAGCGAGACCAUCGACAGAUUUGAAGCCAUAGAGCUCAUGUCUUCCGGAUCCUUCUCAGGAACUGUUGUGACGUCUAGCAGAAAUGUGGCUGUGUUUAUAGGAACUGAUUUCUCCUCCGUGGGAGAAGGCUCGUCCAUGGACGCAAUGACUGAACAGCUUGCUCCGCUAGACACGUGGGGCAUGGACUAUUUUUUGGUUCCUUUUCCUGGUCGAUCCACGUUUGAUCUUCUUACCGUCACUGCGCAGUUUAACAAUACCCUCGUGGAAUUGAAUGGUACACGACAUACCAUCAUGGAAGAAGGUACCAGUAUUAAUCUGAAGCUGCCGUCUGACGCACCAGCCUACCUGUGGUCAAACAAGAGGGUUUUGGUCCUUCAACUCUCGACCAGCCACGGCUCAGACACCGAUUUUACGGACCCCAGCAUGCUAGCAGUUCCACCCAUCAAACAGUGGUCGUCGGGCUAUACCUUCGCGUCAUCCAGCACAACGUCCAAUGCAGAAGAUGUCGCUUUGGCUCUAAUCGCCAAUACCAGCUGUGUUUCUGAAGUUUCACUAAGCCACGGAUUGCAGCUGGUGCAUCUGAAUUGGACUGUGGUCGCUGGAGUUGGUUAUAGCAUUUCGUACACAACUUUACAGGAUGGUUUUUACGAAGUCCGGACACUGGCGCCGGGUACGUGUCCCUCGUUUGGAGGAUACCUCUAUGGGCCGGGGUACAACUUUGCAUGGUCAAUGCCGAUUGGACAGUCUUUCAAAAUCCUUCCAGACAUUUAUCCUUAG
This is a messenger RNA of Gigantopelta aegis, 1350 nucleotides long. RefSeq lists its product as uncharacterized. The coding region runs from base 1 to 1350 and encodes 449 amino acids. The record is from RefSeq and is a predicted model, not a curated record. The transcript has 5 exons. Lineage: Eukaryota; Metazoa; Mollusca; Gastropoda; Neomphalida; Peltospiridae.